Grus americana (Whooping crane) is the source of this 625-nucleotide messenger RNA. RefSeq names its product ribosomal protein S13 (gene RPS13). Lineage: Eukaryota; Metazoa; Chordata; Aves; Gruiformes; Gruidae. Bases 125 to 580 code for a protein of 151 amino acids. The transcript is spliced from 6 exons. Gene Ontology annotation, molecular function: structural constituent of ribosome; small ribosomal subunit rRNA binding. The record is from RefSeq and is a predicted model, not a curated record. Gene Ontology annotation, biological process: translation. Gene Ontology annotation, cellular component: cytosolic small ribosomal subunit; ribosome; nucleolus.
CGUCGUUGAUUAACUGGUGUGCGGGCGCGGGGCGGGGCUAGGCGCGGGGACCGCCCUUUCCUGCGGAAGUGGAGCGGGAAAGGCCGCAGCCUCGCGUCGCUCUUUCUUUCCUGCCGCCGCCAUCAUGGGUCGCAUGCACGCUCCCGGAAAGGGCUUGUCCCAGUCAGCCUUGCCCUACAGACGCAGCGUGCCUACGUGGCUGAAACUUACUUCUGAUGACGUAAAGGAACAGAUCUACAAGCUGGCUAAAAAAGGCCUGACUCCCUCACAAAUUGGUGUGAUCCUGAGGGAUUCCCAUGGUGUUGCCCAGGUUCGCUUUGUUACUGGCAACAAAAUUUUGAGAAUCCUUAAAUCGAAGGGACUGGCCCCAGACCUUCCAGAGGAUCUCUAUCACUUGAUUAAGAAAGCUGUUGCUGUUCGCAAGCAUCUUGAGAGAAACAGAAAGGAUAAAGAUGCCAAGUUCCGCCUGAUUCUGAUUGAAAGCAGAAUCCAUAGGUUGGCUCGCUACUACAAAACUAAGAGAGUGCUGCCGCCCAAUUGGAAGUAUGAAUCAUCAACAGCUUCUGCACUGGUAGCAUAAGAGCUGGCUACGACUUACUGAAAGAAUAAAUUUUCAUUGACUAAG